GGCGGGUUUGUUUUGUUUUGGCUCGUAGUAGCUCGCUCUCCCUGUGACAACAAAGUUAAUGUAAAAGUAAUGUAAAGUGGGUCGUUAAGUCCCAGAGAAGACACUAAAGCGAUUUUAAUGUUUCAUUCUACUUGGCGAAAGAAAGCCCGCGUCCAGCGACAGUUAUGGUCUCUGUUUUAGUACGCAGUGCUACUGUCGUCAACCUUCACUGACAGUAGGGUUUACUAGGCUAGUAACGCCACUAUCUUUAGUUUGCGUUUCGUUUACCUUUCAGUUGCAGCGGUCGAUGAUACAUUUUGCCUCAAGUACAUGCAUAUGCAUAUGUUCCAGCUGUUUGUGGUGCAACUCUUGAUAUAUCAGUGGAUGACAACAAAUUGCCACUAGAUUUUUGUUUAUGAAGACAGCUGUAGUGAUAUAUCAAUAUUCUGUCUGCUAUGGACCGUCCAGCGAGGGCCAAGAAGCAAAUCAACUAUUCAGAUUUCGCAGACGAUGAUGAUGAUUUUGCCGUGAAGGCCCCUGUUAUUAAAAAGCCGCGACUCGACGAUGACAAAAGCAAGAAGCCAAAGAGCAAAUCCUCCAGCCAGGAGAAUACACCACCUAUUAGAGACCGCAAGGAGAGGCCACCUCCAUCUGACAAAGCCUUUGAUCGGGACCUACAAGCAGCACUCACUCUCUCUAUGCUUCCAACCACUGCAGUUGACGUAGUGCAAGAGUCCAAGCAACAAGUUGAUGAGAAUGUCAAGCCCCCCACAUUAACACGCUCAGACUGCAGUGUGGACAGCAAUAGCCAAGCUGAUGGAAGUGAAGCUGAGCCCCCCACACUGACACUGUCAAACUGCAGCGUGGACAGCAACAGUCAUGGGCUGAAUGACAUCACCAAUGAGCGGCAGUCGCAGUCCAACUGCUCAAGGCAGAGGAAGGCCUCGUCUGCUGAUCCUCCACCACCAGCACCACCACCUCUGAAGGAAGAUAAACCAGCUGCUGUGGAUGAGGACUACCUCCCGCAAAACACGCCGGACUCGGAGAGUGAAUCAGACUUUAGUGGGGAGGAAGAGAGUGAAGAUGAGGAGUUUACGGUUAAGAAGGCUAAGAAAAGUAAACAGACCAAGGGCAACAAGAAAACGCCUCCUCCAAAGAAGGAGAAACAGCCUCCUAAGGCUACCAAAGCCAAAGCGCCACCUAAUAUCACAGGGACCCCUACCAGCAGUAAAGGUCGUGCAGUCACCCCUGCUGUCAACCGCAGCCCAGUCGUAACGAAGACUACAACACCCACAGCCCCAACCAUCAGCCGGAGUCCCGUUGUCACCAAAGCUGCUGCCGCUCCGAAGAGACCUCCCGCCACUCCCCCCAUGUCCAGGCCCGUACCCAUCACCAGUCCGGCAGGCAGCAAAGUACCCAAGUGGAACCCUCCAGGUAUGAUCGGCAGGAGUCCUGGCACCUCUCAUGCCUCCUCGGUCAAGUCCCCUGGUCAGGGCCUACGCCUGGGGCUCUCCCGAUUGGCCAGGGUCAAACCGCUCCACCCCAACGCUACUGCCCAUUAACUUCUAAACCCACUGACCUGCUUCCUGUUUCAUUAUACAUUCAAACGCCAACCACCACAGAACUGUCUCUCUGUUCCCAUGAAUGUGUGACGUCUGAGUGACUGAAGGGAAACUACCACCACAUGGAUAAACUAUUUAUUUGGAAAUACAGUAUAUGGGAAAAGACGCUUAAAUGUAAGGGCUCCCUCUGCUGGUGUUGGUCAGUAUUUUCACUUGCCCGCCUGAAAUGUUGAUGCGCCGUCUCCAUUUUUAUCUUAUUUUAUUUCAAUGUGUUGAAUUUGUAAUCUGUUAAGUCUGUGCGUGUAUGUUGUCAAUUUGUAUAUUUUAAUAGAAUAAAACCUUUGAAGAAAAUCAAA
Messenger RNA from Engraulis encrasicolus (European anchovy), 1897 nucleotides. It is a transcript of the gene rad51ap1, whose product is annotated as RAD51 associated protein 1. The record is from RefSeq and is a predicted model, not a curated record. The transcript has 10 exons. The coding region runs from base 435 to 1541 and encodes 368 amino acids. Gene Ontology annotation, biological process: interstrand cross-link repair; double-strand break repair via homologous recombination. Gene Ontology annotation, molecular function: single-stranded DNA binding; double-stranded DNA binding. Lineage: Eukaryota; Metazoa; Chordata; Actinopteri; Clupeiformes; Engraulidae.